AUGCUACACAUACUUUGUACUCUAUACGCUCUAUGUACACUUCGAAAACAUGCUAAUGGAUAUAACAUUCGAUAUUCAUUGUUGAGGGAUAUGAGAGGUUAUAAAGAGGAUGUUGAACACUGGAGACUUAGAAGUCUUGAUCUUGGACCAUGUCUUCCAGAAGGUGAUGCUUAUUGUACGCGACGUGUUGCCAACAGUAUGUGUUCGCUGGAGAAAAACGAAUGCUUCUGUAAAUCUGGUUAUGUUUCAAUUCAAGAAAGUUAUGGGAUCACAUGUAAAACACUACUGACCAAUUUGAAGUGUCAAGUGGACAGCGAUUGUACACACGUGAUCAACAGUGCGUGCCAUCCAGGUGCAGGAUAUUGUGCUUGCCCAGGUGGAACAAUUUAUGUGCCUCAGGAUCAUGCAUGUCGGCAAUCAGCAGAGAACAAUCAAAACCAAUUUUGUUUAAAAUGUCGACAGGUCAAUGGAGUUUGUUAUCAUUAUCCUUCUCAGAUAACUAACACAAUGGCGAUGAACCGCUAUAGGCGUUAUGAAUAUAAAAAUCAUGACCUAGUUCCAUUUAUCAGUCCAAUAGAUACAUUAUUUAAACAAUUUCCAGAAUAUACCGAAAAUGUAGAAAAUUAUGGAUGUAGCUGUCCACAUAAUACUGGUAUGUUGGCUUCAGUCCCGAUUAUGGAUUCGAUUAAGGCAAAUCACAAUCAUUCAAAAAAGCAUCAUCGGCGAAACUUUAAUCCUGAAGCGAAUGUUGAUAUUAAAAUGUCUGCGUUGUCACAACAGCAAUCACAAUCAUUCCCACAAUGGUAUUUUUGCAAAGCUAUGCUAGUUGAUAUAUGGGAAUACUGUAACCAUAUCGACUUACUCUGUCGAGCAAGGAAUGCUCAUUGUGUAAAAAUGGAAGGAGGAUCUGACCUUAUUCGGUUUUCAUGUCAGUGUAUUUCUGGGUAUAUACCAGUGUACCAAAAACAUUUGAAUUAUUAUGAAUGCUUCCAUCAGCUGGAAGAAAAUCACUCCAAUUGUGAUUCGUGUAUUCACUCAAACGGAAAAUGUUAUACAAUGAAUGAACAAAGUACAGAUUCAUCAAUUGGAUGCUUAUGCCCGAAUAAUCUUCGAUCAACGCUGACACAAUCAUCUUCACACAUCAAUAUACUACACCAUACAAACAAUCAGAAUGUUGAUAAUGGUGACAGGGGUGAAACUGGACAAAAUACCUUCACAGCUUUAUUACCACAAGUGGGUUUAGAAUAUGAAACUUGUGGAGAGAAUUUAGUGCACGUUUUCUGUCAACGACAUCUAUUAGAAAUUUGUUUUCUACCUAUUAGCCGAGCACCAUAUCAAAAUUUAGCAGAAAAUUUACAAUUACGUCGAUCUGUUGCAUUUAUUACAAAUUUAACAUUUCAUCAAAAAAUUAUUGACACUUGUACAUUGGAUUCAAGAAAUAAUGCUUUACAGAAAAAACAACUGAAUCGUACAGUGAUAAAUCAAGUCAAGAUAGAUCCACAUCAAGUAUGGUGUAGAACUGUUGACUGGCGUCAAGAUUCCUCAUCUAUUCCAUGUGGUCUAAGCAUCACUGAAUACAUGAGUGGACACCUGUACACUGGAUAUCUCGCUGUCGUUACCAACCAGGAGCACCGUAACCAAGAAUCAGACCUUCUAUUCCAAUUCACCUGUAAGACAAACAAUGAUGUACCACACAGGGUUCCUGGACAAGUUUUCCAACGAAGUAUUGAAACUGAAAAAAGUGACUUCUUCAAAGAUCCUCCAUGGCCUAAACUUGACGUCAAACUUUCUAUUAAGGAUGAAAAUGGACAAUCUGUACAAACAAUACUUGAAUCAACAUCUGUUAGAUUUGAAGCUGAAUUGGUUGAUGAAUUAAAUAUAUACAAGGCCGUAAUUGUUGAAGAAUGCUACAUGAUAGACAAGAUUGAAUCUGGUCAAAGGAAUGAAGGUUCAAAGGAAACGCUUUUAUUAUACAAAGGGUGUCCAAUGCUUAAAGCAGAAUUAAAGGAAAAGUCAUCUGUUGGUUUCAAUUUCCAUAAAAAUCAUUAUGAUAAUGAACAAGCUUUAAUCUUUCGAUCAACAGAUAAUUUACACUAUCUACAAACGGGUUUAUUCCGUCUUUAUCCAAACUAUUCACCAAUGUCUGUAGAUGGGCAAACAAAGACAAAUACACGGAAUGCUAGUUCUACAUUUACCCAUGAUAGGACAGCAAAACUAACAUUUGAAAAAAUUAACUCAGUAGAUGAAACUUACAAACGAAAAUUGAAUGAAAUUGGACAUCGACUGCAUGAAUUAAAAUUCACGUGUACAUUUCGUGUGUGCAAGCAAUUGGCUUGGUGUUCAUGGCCGUCUGUGUGUGAUUCGACAAUUCUACGGAUUAUACAACGUUCAGUGCCAUUGUAUUUAAUAGAAAGUGUACCUAGUAGCCACUUGCCGGUGAAAAAACAAGCAACAUCAAAAGUCUGCGGAGAACUGUUCUGUUCAAACACACUGCAUAUUGUAUUAAUGAUGGGUUUAGUUGGUGUAUUAACUUGUUUAAUGGGUGUAAUGGGUAUGCUGUUGGCUAGAAAAUAUCGUCAGCGUUUAAAUCAAACAAGAACUUCAGUGAUACGAAACAAGUCAAAAAUGAAACAUUCUAAACAUUAUCACUGUUCUCAGCAUUCUGAGAUAAAUUCUCAUUUAACAAAAAGUUAUGAUAAUCCGAUUUCACAGUCAGUAACAUCUCAACAUUUACUUCAUCAACAAUAUCAAAAACCACAUCAACAAUCAGAAAAUGAUACACUGAAGAGUCUCUUAAAAGCUGAUAAUGGUAUUCACACUAAUGACAAUAGUAAUACUAUUCAUCAAGCAUAUGCUGUAGAUAUUAAAGAUUGCUGUAAAUAUUGGUUAAACGAGCAUUCCUAUGCUAAUCCUCUACUCUUGCAAAAAUCGCCUAAUGACUUAUCUCAAUGUCAUCAACAUCAUUACACACAUCUAUGCCAACAACAGCACCAACAACAAAUGUCUUCAUCAUCUACUGUGGCUACACCAACUCACUGUUCAUGUUUGAGUGAGAUUAUAUUCAAUGAUAGUAAAAAUAUCCAAAAUUCACACAAUUACUAUACAUUUAAACAUUACACUACACUACCAACAACUACAUUCACACCACUGAAUUCAACUUCUUUUCUCAAAGAUGAAGAAUUUCCAAUUAUGAAUAGGACAACAACAUUUAUAUUGGAACCAACAAAUACCUCGAUUAGUACUAAUUCUGUUACUAACAAUAACAAUAAUAAUGGUAAUAUUCAUGAAUUCAUUACAACAACUUAUCCAACAACUUUAAUAAAUAAUCAUAACCAUUCGAUAUUGUACUGUUCAGAACACUUAAAUGAUUGUCAUGAUUCGACUGUACCUCAGUAUCAUCAUUCAUAUGCACAGAAACAGCGACACUGUGAACAAGAACAGUACCGAGAAUUUGGUGAUAGUAAUAACGAUAAUGACUCCAAUCUCAAAAAUAAACACUCUGUAAAUAAUCAAUCAGAAAUUUCUUUAAAGGAGUAUAACAAGUUGGCCAAUUUAACUGACACAGUUUAUUUUGGUGUGGAUUAUCAUAAUUCAAACUAUGCAACGAAUCCGUUAGAUUUAACAGUUUGUACAAAGGGUGUACAACAAGAGCAAACACCAUCACACAAGGAUGAGAAGUAUAAGAAUGAUAACUUAACGGAGGAUGCUUGA
Heterobilharzia americana is the source of this 3711-nucleotide messenger RNA. Lineage: Eukaryota; Metazoa; Platyhelminthes; Trematoda; Strigeidida; Schistosomatidae. The record is from the annotation of a GenBank genome assembly.